UCUGCAUGCAGACGCUCCUGCUUCCUCCCUCUUUUUGCUGGAUUUCUCACUCUCAGCAACAUUCAUAUGCUGGCGGGAGGAAAACACACAGGAGAAUAAAGAGGGGCGAAAAGGGGGGAAAUAGAAAAAUCCUGCCUAUGUUGGGCUUGGGGACUUCCUCGAGUCAUAAUCUGAUUUGUGGCAUCUCUUCCACCCCCUCCUCCCGUCUGCCUGAGCCGGAGGGAAAGGCUCAAGAAGCACGCAGGGCAAGGCCGCGAGUCAUUAGUUCUUGGUGGGCAAGCACUGACAAAGGACGGGGGGAGAAGCUGCAGGAGCCGCUGUUUUCAUUUAUUUAUUUGUUUGUGUCCUUCUUUGUGUGUUUGGGGAAGGAAGCAGCGCACAGGACACCGCCACCACCGGGCAUCUCCUUGUGUUGAGGUGGUGUGUUGUGGAAGAAGAGAGGGCAGUCCGCAUCGGCUCCGUCAGCCGACAUUGCAGCAUCUGCGGCUGGCGGCGCCUCAAAACAGCCGGUGGAAAAAGUACGCGAUGUUGCGUGGAAGUUAGCUUGUUUGGAAAAUGUUCACAGCCGGUCAAAAUGCUGCUGCUGGUAAGCGGAACACCAGAGAAAAGGUGAGCAGUGCCUCGCUGAAUGGACCGGAGAUCUAAAGCCAAACAAGGGGCUCCUUCUCCGGCGAGGCAAGCCACAGACGCGGCGUGUUGUUGCCGUUUACUCCGAGGUGAGCUCGGUAUCUUUUACCGGAGGUCUUACAUUAAUUAUAACCGCCAAGAUAAUAAAUAAAUAAAUCCGUGUGAGGGGUACUUUAAGAGGAGGGGGUUAAAUCCUCUCCAGGCAUGUGCCAAGGCGAGCUAAACAGAGGUCCUUUUUCAGCCAUUACUGUUGCUACAGAGACGGAGCUGCGCGCGUGACACAAACAGCGAAAUAUGAAGCUGUACGUUGAAAAUUGUUAAGCUUGUGUCGUUUUCCUUUAAAUCUUUGCCUUUUCUACUGUCGGGCAGUAUAUUUGACUCAUUGUCUCCCGUUAAAGACUCUCCGGCUGAAGCGGGGACGUUGGACUGGCAGCUCACGCGCAGGCUUCUCUUCGCCCGUCGCGAGCUCCAGAGGACCAGAGUUUGAUAUAAGCGGAAAAAGGCAGAAAGUUGUCCCAGAGAAACUGUUUUCAGGUCACCGUGGACUGGACUAAAGUUUUCGCGUGUUUUCUUAUUAAACCUUAUUUAGCUCGAGGACCCCCACCUACAUACGCGUGUUAUUAUCUGGCUGAACAUGAUUUAUAAAUGAGAGCACAGUCCCGCUGAAAACUCCGAAUCUGGCAGAAACUCGCCGCUUUUUAUUUUCUUCUUCUCUUCCUGCUACCUUGACAGCAACCGGAGUUGCUCGUCCGUUUUCUCCUGCUGUGGUUCGGUAACCAAGCGAUGGCCAUGGUGAGUGGGGGCUGGGGAGAUCCCAAUGGAGGUACUAACGGGUUGGGGGAAAAGGGCUACCUGAGGGGGGAGGAGGAAGACGGCUCUCCUCAGGCGGUGGGCAGCGACAUGGAGGCCGGGGACGAGGACAAGGCCUGCGUGGUGGACUGCGUGGUGUGCGGGGACAAGUCCAGCGGUAAACACUACGGCGUGUUCACCUGUGAAGGCUGCAAGAGCUUCUUCAAGAGGAGCGUCAGACGGAACCUGAGCUACACGUGCAGGUCGAACCGAGAGUGUCAGAUCGAUCAGCACCACAGGAACCAGUGCCAGUACUGCCGCCUGAAGAAGUGUUUCCGUGUCGGCAUGCGCAAAGAAGUUCAGCGCGGUCGUAUCCCCCCCCAGCCGAGCCUCAGUCCCUCCAUCACACCCGUAGGUGGCGGCAGCGGCCUGGGAGGCACCGAGUACUACAACAACAACAACAACAGCAGCAGUGGAGGCCAGCCGGUGUCGGAGCUGAUUUCCCAGCUACUUCGGGCGGAGCCGUACCCCAGCAGCAGAUAUGGACACCAGUACAACCAGCAGAGUGGCCCAGAUAACACCAUGGGCAUUGAUAACAUCUGCGAGCUGGCUGCUCGGCUGCUCUUCAGCACCGUGGAGUGGGCCAGAAACAUCCCCUACUUCCCCGAGCUGCCCGUCUCAGACCAGGUGGCCCUGCUGAGGCUGAGCUGGAGCGAGCUCUUCAUUCUCAACGCAGCCCAGUCGGCUCUGCCGCUCCACAUGGCGCCUCUGCUGGCUGCCGCCGGCUUCCACUCCUCGCCCAUGUCCGCCGAGCGCGUGGUGUCCUUCAUGGACCAGGUGAGGAUGUUCCAGGACCAAGUGGACAAGCUGACAAGGCUGCAGGUGGAUUCUGCAGAGUACAGCUGCCUCAAGGCCAUCGCACUCUUCUCACCAGACGCCUGUGGUCUGACAGACCCGGUCCACGUGGAGUCUCUGCAGGAGAAGGCCCAGGUGGCUCUGACGGAGUACGAGAGGAUGCAGUACCCGAGCCAGCCACAGCGCUUCGGCCGCCUCCUCUUGCGCCUGCCCGCUCUGCGCGCUGUCUCCGCCAGCCUCAUCUCCCAGCUCUUUUUCAUGCGCCUGGUAGGAAAAACACCCAUCGAGACACUGAUCCGUGACAUGCAGCUCUCCGGAAGUUCCAUCAGCUGGCCGUAUGUCCCGGGACAGUAGCCCCUGACGGAUGAGGUCUCCGUCUUGGAUUAUGACGAUAAGGACCCACAGGAAACCUCCUGACUCAUCACUGUCCAUCUGUGUGGUUCUCACACCGCAGUGCCAGCUCGUCAUCAUGUGUGCCGUACUGUAACCGCUCAGUUCCCUCUCAUGACAGCAAGCCUCCGGGGAGGCGGGGGGGUGAAGCUGUCUGUUUGCCAGCUGGUCGUUAGGGUGCCAGGUCUUGGGACAGAAACCAGCUCUUCGUGCUGCGCUCUGAUAUGGCCAACCAUGUCACCACCCACAUGUCAUGAUGACUAAUGACGGCUCAGUUCCAGCACCCCCCCCCCCCCCCUCACACUCUUACAUCCACACAGCUAAACUGUGGGACGGAUUUUCCAACACUCCUUUUUGUGCCGACCAGCAGCCAUGUUCUGGGCUUCGUUGUGGAGGGAGACUUCCUCUCUUUCCUCAGAACUGAAGCCAAGGAAGAAAUGAAAGCAAGGGAGUUUGACCAAAGUGGACCACGUCCUCCUCAGAGAGGGUUUGAUCUGCAGCCUGAGAAGCAGCACUGCCUUCUGUCUCCGUCACAAACGGGGCCUUCACAGGCCUCGCCGCGGCUGCAGAGUAGAAGAAGAAAAGCUCCAUGAGAAUGGACUAAUACCUCACCAAGACAUGUGAAUGCUUUAGUCUGAUAAACACAAACCUCUGGAAGAUCAGCUCACCAGGAAUCGCCUUCUUUCUGACAACUGCCGCCUUAUUCUGUAUGAGUUGGGUGGAGGGGGUGUCUGCAGAUCAUGAGUCUUACAAGCAUUUGUCUUUAAAAAAAAAAAGAAAAAAGGUCCCUAAAUCAUUUUCAGUUGUCUUUUAAACAGCGUUGGUUGGUUAGAUUAAUUUUAAGUAUGUAUGUGAGGCUCAGUCAUGUCACAAAUCAAGCAGGUGAUCAGAUUUUAUAACCAAAACUACCAGUUAAGUACGUUUACACAAGUUAAUACUGUAUUAAAACGUGUACAUAUAUAAAUAUAUAUAAAUUGAGCUAACUUUGUCUCUUUUGCAUGUUCAGAUGAUUUCUGUCUCUAAGUUGAGCGUAUUUUCCAUCAUGUAAUUCAAGUUUCAUUUAAUCUUUCAAGUGUUGCUUUUACUGGUACCUUGUGUGUGAAAAUACCUCUGCCAUCUGUUCGCGCACGGAGAAGGAAGUAUCAUGCUUCUGGACGUGUUCCUGCUCAUGCUUCUCUGCAGGCAUCCUGCCGUGAACGAUGGGACACCAUGUUACGGAUGAAAACUGCAAAGUCUGUGAGGAGCAGAUGAAGAGAGAGCCCUCUUUCGCCGGGAUUUACCUCCUAUUUAUAUUUCAAGAGGUUUUACAGGAUUGCACACACUCCAUGUUCCAGAUGGAGAAACUCUGCUACUCCAUCCACCACGCCAAGCGACCACCUUGUAGAGGCUUUAAAGAAAAAAAAGAAUGAAUUGUUUUUCUUACCUUUGUUUUACUGGACUGAGAAAUUUCAUGUGUACUGAAAGUUAUUAAAAGAAUCCAACAGG
Melanotaenia boesemani (Boeseman's rainbowfish) is the source of this 4146-nucleotide messenger RNA. RefSeq names its product nuclear receptor subfamily 2, group F, member 6a (gene nr2f6a). The record is from RefSeq and is a predicted model, not a curated record. The coding region runs from base 1411 to 2625 and encodes 404 amino acids. The transcript has 5 exons. NCBI's taxonomy places the organism in Eukaryota, Metazoa, Chordata, Actinopteri, Atheriniformes, Melanotaeniidae. Gene Ontology annotation, molecular function: zinc ion binding; RNA polymerase II cis-regulatory region sequence-specific DNA binding; nuclear receptor activity. Gene Ontology annotation, biological process: cell differentiation; negative regulation of transcription by RNA polymerase II; anatomical structure development.